Messenger RNA from Cloeon dipterum, 687 nucleotides. Its product is annotated as putative ankyrin repeat protein RF_0381. NCBI's taxonomy places the organism in Eukaryota, Metazoa, Arthropoda, Insecta, Ephemeroptera, Baetidae. The record is from RefSeq and is a predicted model, not a curated record. Gene Ontology annotation, biological process: protein localization to ciliary inversin compartment. The coding region runs from base 1 to 687 and encodes 228 amino acids. Gene Ontology annotation, cellular component: ciliary inversin compartment. Gene Ontology annotation, molecular function: protein binding. The transcript has 2 exons.
AUGAGAUCUCAGCUCGACAAAAAUUACGAUUUCACGAAGAAAACAACCCUGGGUGCGACGCGGUUGAUGCUGGCGGCCAAGGGUGAUAACUUGAAAAGCUGCCUCAAACUCAUCGAGCAGGGUGAAAGCGCCGACGACAGGACCGCAUUGGGCGUUUCGCUCCUGCAUUUCGCCGCCGUGAACGCGACACACGGCCUGGGCAUCAUUUGCUACUUCUUCUCGUAUCACGGGCUCGGCACGGCAACGGACUUGGAUGGCGAGGAACCGAUCCAUUAUGCCACCAGAGCGGGCCACUUCGACCUUGCUCAGAAACUGCUAGAGAUGUGGCCAACCCAAAUCACAAACCUGCUGCACUUCUUCGUGGCCGAAAAUCAAAUUGAGAUGGUCAACCUGGUGCACAGCUACGACAGGAGCCUUCUCAGAGGGGUCGACCCUGAUGGCAGGAACGCUCUGCACCUGGCGGCUGAGUACGCCGACUCGACUAUGUGCGAGUGGCUCAUUUAUCGCGGCGUCGACACCAAGGCCCUGAGUGCGAACAAGGCCUCGAUUGUUCACCACGCUGUACAGAACAAACUCAACUCGAGACAAAUUGUACGCUAUUUGGCCUACUGGAAGUUGAAGAUGGACGAGGAGAGUGAGUCUGGUGUGACUCCGAUCGAGUUGGCGCUUUUCCUUGUGCCGUGUUAG